This is a messenger RNA of Macadamia integrifolia, 1074 nucleotides long. RefSeq names its product cyclin-U2-1-like. Lineage: Eukaryota; Viridiplantae; Streptophyta; Magnoliopsida; Proteales; Proteaceae. The record is from RefSeq and is a predicted model, not a curated record. Gene Ontology annotation, biological process: regulation of cyclin-dependent protein serine/threonine kinase activity. The coding region runs from base 257 to 955 and encodes 232 amino acids. Gene Ontology annotation, molecular function: protein kinase binding. The transcript is spliced from 2 exons.
AAGACACCAAACGCAGCUCAUGCCGGCGACAUUAAAAAUAGCUAAAGAAAGAAGAAAGAAACCUCUCCUUGUCCCUCUCCCUUAAUAAACCCUUCCCCAACUCUACCCACUCAAUCCUUUUUGUAUUAUAAAAUCUUUCUCUGAAACCCAAGCUACCCAGAUGAAACUCAUCCUCUCUCUCUCUCUCUCUCUCUCUCUCUCUCUUAACAUUCAGAACCCAAUCAUUCUAAGAAGACUAAGGUUGUGAAAGAGUGAAAUGGGUUCAUCCCCAACUCCAAUUUCUCCUAGAAAGCUUCGGUCUGAUCUCUAUUCCUUCUCAUACGAAGAUGAUUCAAACACCCCUUUAGUGAUUUCAGUUCUGGCUUCCCUCCUUGAAAGAACCAUAGCAAGGAAUGAGAGGAUUACAAGGAAGCGUACAUGGGCACUUUCAAAAGAUGCUCCGACUCAUAUUUUCAAUUGCUCUGAGGUCUUAGACAUGACAAUUCAAUCCUUUCUUGAGAGAAUUUUCCGGUAUACUCGAGUUGGGCCGCCGGUAUAUGUUGUUGCAUAUGUCUAUAUUGAUCGGUUAUGCCAGAUUCUUUCUGAGUUCCAAAUCACAUACAGAAAUGUACAGAGGCUCCUUAUUACUACCAUUAUGGUGGCUUCUAAGUUUGUGGAGGACAGGAAUUAUAGGAAUUCUUACUUUGCAAAGGUCGGAGGAUUAACAAGGAAAGAGAUGAACAAAUUAGAGAUUGAUUUUCUCUUCUUGAUGGGUUUUAAGUUACAUGUCAAUGUGAGUGUGUUUGAGAGUUACUGUUGCCAUUUAGAGAGAGAAGUGAGUUUAGGAGGAGGAUACCAAAUAGAGAGGACUCUAUGGUUUAUGUGUGGUGGAGAAAUGAAAUCAAGGCAAAGAGAGGAAAAUGACUUCUUGGAUGUAGUUCAUGUUAGAAGGUCUUUCCCCAGCUUGUACCUUUGACUACCAAUGGGUCUUACUGUAUAGAGACUAAUUAAAGAGAGUUGAAGGCUUGAAGCCUUUUAUGUUGUACACUUGGAGGUAGUCACCACAUAAAAUAACUAUUUUCUCUUUUACUAAAA